UGUUUUUCUAACUCUAGUUCAAUCCUACACUGCCGUCUCAACCAAAACAAGGCGCAAGAAAAUCCCCCUCCUGGACGGCAAGUAACCAAGGGUUCCCCCCGCUAUUGGAUUUGAAUUAUUUGGGGUUUGGAGGACUUAAAACAAUCAAUGACAAUCCACAGGAGCCCUUCUGCAACUUUCCCUACUUAAAAACAACAGAAAAAGCAGAUUUAGCAGCAGAUUUACGGUGGUUCAGGAGCGUUGCUGCUAUUACAGAAAUAAUGACAUAAGGGUGUGCAGUGCUAACAUGUGGUGCCUCCAGUCUCACACCCGACUGAAAGCUCAUACACCCCACCGGGACCCUCAGCAGGCUUUUCUGCCUUGACCUCAGACUCCCAGAAACACUCAUAUUCACUCAUAUUCACCUUCUGUCUUCUGUCUGUCCUCAAUUGUCCUCUCCAGAGCUCCUCUCUUCCUUCAUUACUGCAGGCAGGCCUGGAGGUUAAUGUACAAAUGUCUACCUCACGCUUAAAGGUCCUCUCUCUACAACUGCGACCCUGAACACACAACAAAAAUGACCUCCAGCAUAGACCGGGAUGACAGCAGUAUCUUUGAUGGGUUGAUGGAAGAAGAUGAGAAGGACAAAGCAAAAAGAGUUUCUAGAAAUAGGUCGGAGAAGAAGAGGCGAGACCAGUUCAAUGUGCUCAUCAAGGAACUUGGCACCAUGUUGCCGGGCAACACCCGCAAGAUGGACAAGUCUACCAUCCUACAGAAGAGCAUCGACUUCCUGCGCAAGCACAAAGAAAUUGCUGCACAGUCAGAGUCGAGUGAAAUCCGUCAGGACUGGAAGCCGCCCUUCCUUAGCAAUGAGGAGUUCACACAGCUGAUGCUGGAGGCACUAGAUGGCUUCUUUCUGGCCAUUAUGACGGAUGGAAACAUAAUCUACGUCUCAGAAAGUGUCACGUCUUUAUUAGAACAUCUACCUUCUGAUCUUGUGGAUCAGAACCUGUUGAAUUUCCUUCCACUGGGUGAGCAUUCGGAGGUGUAUAAAGCUCUGUCAACACACAUGUUGGAGGGAGAAACCCUCACCCCAGACUACCUAAAGACAAAGAACCAGUUGGAGUUUUGUUGCCACAUGCUCCGGGGCACCAUCGACCCCAAAGAGCCACCCGUUUAUGAAUAUGUCAAGUUCAUCGGAAACUUUAAGUCCCUCAACACUGUGCCUAACUCAACACGAAACGGCUUUGAGGGAGUGAUCCAGCGAUCACUGCGACAUGCGUUUGAAGACCGUGUGUGUUUCAUAGCGACGGUCAGGCUAGCCAAACCUCAGUUUAUCAAGGAAAUGUGUACUGUGGAGGAGCCCAAUGAGGAAUUCACCUCCAGACACAGUUUAGAGUGGAAAUUCCUCUUCUUGGACCACAGGGCGCCUCCUAUCAUUGGUUACCUGCCGUUUGAGGUUCUGGGUACUUCAGGGUACGACUACUAUCAUGUGGACGACCUGGAGACUCUGGCCAAAUGCCACGAACACUUGAUGCAGUAUGGUAAGGGGAAGUCGUGCUAUUACCGUUUUCUGACUAAAGGUCAGCAGUGGAUCUGGCUUCAGACACACUACUACAUCACCUACCACCAGUGGAACUCAAGGCCAGAGUUCAUCGUCUGCACUCACACGGUGGUCAGUUAUGCUGAAGUGAGAGCUGAACAGCGCAGAGAGCUGGGCAUUGAGGAAUCGCCUCCUGAGAUCUCCGCAGACAAGUCUCAGGACUCUGGCUCCGAGUCUCAGUUGAACACCUCCAGCUUGAAGGAGGCGCUAGAGCGAUUCGACCACAGCCGCACACCCUCAGCCUCGUCACGCAGCUCCCGCAAGUCCUCCUCACACACAGCUGUCUCCGACCCCACCUCCACACAGACUAAGCUGCAGACAGAUCGCAGCACACCACCCCGCCAAUCAGUGUCAGCCAUUGAGAUGACAUCACAGCGGAGGUCCUCCAUUAGCAGUCAGUCGAUGAGUUCUCAGACCACAGGGCAGACGAUGGGAACAUCUCUUGUGUCUCAGCCUCAGCAGCCUCAAACACUUCAGGCCACCGUUCAGCCGGUGCUGCAGUUUUCCACACAGAUGGAUGCGAUGCAGCAUCUGAAGGAGCAGCUGGAGCAGCGCACCCGCAUGAUUGAGGCAAACAUCCAGAGACAGCAGGAGGAGCUACGGCAGAUCCAGGACGAGCUGCAGAGGGUUCAAGGACAGGGCUUACAGAUGUUUCUACAACCGAGUGGUGGAGGAUUGAACCUCAGCUCCGUGCAGCUGACACAGAGCUCAUCCGUACAGACAGCAGGCACUCUGUCCAUGCAGGGGGCAGUGGUGCCCACGGGGACCCUGCAGAGCAGCCUGCAGUCCACACACAGCAGCACACAACACACGGUCACACAGCAUUCUCAGCAAACAGUGGUGCAGCAGCAGAACCUGCUCCGAGACCAGAGCGCCAACCUCAAUCAGCAGUCUCAAAGGUCGACUCACACACUGCAGUCUCCUCAAGGAGCUCUGCCUGCAUCUCUAUAUAAUACCAUGAUGAUCUCUCAGCCGACGCAGGCCAAUGUGGUGCAGAUCUCCACGAGCCUGGCCCAAAACAGCAGCACCAGCGGAGCCGCCGUCGCCACCUUCUCACAAGAUCGACAGAUACGGUUCCCUGCCACCCAACAGCUCCUCACUAAGCUAGUAACAGGCCCUAUGGCGUGUGGUGCGGUUAUGGUGCCCACCACCAUGUUCAUGGGGCAGGUGGUGACGGCGUUUGCCCCUCAGCAGGGUCAGCCUCAGACUAUUAGCAUCGCUCAGCAGCCUUCAGCGCAGACGGCCGAUCAGCAGACUCACACACAGACGCAGACACAGGCCGCAGCAACAGCCCAACAGCAGGGACAGAACCAGGCUCAGCUCACACAGCAGCAGACGCAGUUUCUACAGGCCCCACGUCUUUUACAUGGCAACCAGUCUACCCAGCUGAUCCUCCAGGCGGCGUUUCCUCUUCAACAACAAGGCACAUUCACAACCGCAACACAACAACAGCAGCAACUUCACCAACAACAGCAGCAACUUCAGCAGCAGCAACAACUUCAACAGCAGCAGCAACAACAGCAGCAGCAGCUUCAACAACAGCAUCAACAACAACAACAACAGCUUCAACAGCAGCAUCAACAACAGCAGCAGCAACUGGCAGCUCAUCGCUCCGACAGCAUGACGGAGCGCUCCAACCCUCCGCCUCAGUAAAGCGCACCGUCAGGGACACCACCAGACCUCCAUUGAGCGGUCCCGCAGGCUGGAGGGCUUCUGAGGGGGGCGAGAAAGAAAAAUAGCAGUAUUUGUGCUGUACCCUCUCAGAUACCCUUCCACUGCUUAUAGGUGAGGAGCCAGACCUAAACGGGUGUUCGCUCCCGUUCGCUCUCCCACCUAUAGGUUGCUUGCACUGAAUUCUGAGAGAGGCCCGACCACCAACACUGAGCUCUGGUUUUCCGCCAAACACAGUAUCCGCUCUCGUCAUUGUCUCGUCUGCCCGGUGCGUGCCGUCAUCCUUCAUCCGCAGGUUUAAUUUAUGCAGAAGGAGCGCUUCAGGACGUCCUGCAGGACAAACAGCGCCUCGCUCUUUCUCUCAGCCUCUCUCUCUCUUUCUUUCUCCUCCUCUUUCCUUCUCAUUUUACGUGUCGAAGUAAUUAUGGGUCAGAAAAUAUUUUUAAGAAUGUGGAGUGGAUUCAACUUUUAUUGUACAGUUCACCUGUAAAAUAAUGUGUAAAUAUAUGGACAAAAGGAAAGAGAAACUAAUAUUUUAUAUGAUGCAUGAGAUGAAAAGCGUAGUCUGUUAUUUGUAGCUUUGAAUAUUCUUUUUUUCUAAUAUUCAAAGGAAAAAAAGCUAAACUUACUACACGUAAUGGCUGAUCUCUUCACAGACUUCCUUUUUCCAGUGGGAUGGGGUGAGUGUGUGUGUGUGUAUGUGCUUGCGCACAUGUGUUUGUAUGUAUGCGUGUCUGCCAAGCAGGCGAAGCUGGAUCCUCAGAUUGUGUCACAGUUUGUUUAAAACGGCCUUCGUAUUUUAGUAAAUCUGUUAAAGGAACAGGCAAUCUUUAGAUGUUUUGCACCGCGUUAUGCCGUGCAGUACCAUAGUAAAUGCAAAAAAUAGAGAUAUGAAUAUUUCAGAGAGAUGUUUUACAUUUGUAAAUACUUUACAGAGAAGGCUUCAGAUCUAGUCUAUCAUGAGCUUAGGUUAGGCAAACAUAUAGAAAUGGUGCUUUGAGCAUUCACUGCUGAAAGGCAUUCGCUGUUGUGUACCGAUGAUGGUAACGGUACUCUCUUCAACUGGAAAGGAUGCGGGGUUAUGAUGACGAGACAUCUAUUCACAUAGUGUGCAUGAUCUUAAACGAUACAGGUAAAUUAGCUUAAAGCUAAGUUAUAGCUUCCUCUAGUUUUCCAGUGGUUUACAUGGUUGUUUACACUGUUAUACAGUGUUUUAGGUAUGACUCGCUAAGGUUUGAGUAAGAAAUAAACAGUUUAUCAUUUAGAAAUAAUCAAUUAUCACAUAUUUGCACAGUUUCAAUGCAGGAAUACUUUCACUUGCCUUUCUCGGGUUUCCGCUCAAUGACUUUGCAAACUUCUUCCACUCAGCUCUGGUAAAGCAGGAAUGUACAGGUUAACUAGUACCUCUUUGACACUGACUUAGUCACUAGCAACUUUCUAGCUCUUUUUUUGCCCAAAGGACACAACACAAGCCCAGUGUUGACAAUCUCAUUCAGUUUAUCAGCCCCCUGUAGUUGCCAGACUACAAAACAUGCCAGAUUGUAGUAGAUUUGUUUGAUAGUUAAAUGUAACUCUUUAGCUGUGGCUUUAAGAUUCUGCAAUUUUUGAGUUCAUGCUUAUUUAGCAAUACAGUUGAAGUCAGAAUUUAUAACCCCCCUUUGAUUGAUUGAUUUUUUUUCACAAAUGAUGUUCAACAGAGCAAGGAAAUGUUCACAGUAUGUCUGAAAAUAUUGUUUCUUCUGGAGAAAGUCUUAUUGUUUUAUUUUGGCUACAAUAAAAGCAGUUUUUAAGUUUUUUUAUGGUGAAAAUUAUUAGCCCCUUUAAACUAUAUAUUUUUUUCGACAGAACAGUCUACAGAACAAACCAUCGUUAUACAAAAACUUGCCUAAUUACCCUAACCUGCCUAGUUAACCUAAUUAACCUAGUUAAGCCUUUAAAUGUCACUUUAAGCUGUAUAGAAGUGUCUUGAAAAAUAUCCAGUCAAAUAUUAUUUACUGUCAUCAUGACAAAGAUAAAAUAAGUCAGUUAUCAGAAAUGAGUUAUAAAAACUAUUGUUUAGAAAUGUGUUCAAAAAUCUUCUCUCUGUUGAACAGAAAUUGGGGAAAAAUAAACAGGGGGGCUAAUAAUUCUGACUUCAACUGUGUAUAGUCAUUUCUAGGAAUAAAGUCUCUCUCAUUGUUAGUAUUUUUAUUAUUUGUUUUAAUUGUAAAAAGGUUAUCAGCAUUGAUACACUAAAAGUGUAAAACAGCUUGAUUGAUUUAUUUGUCAUUCCCCCCUGCAUGACAUUAGAAUGUGUCCUGGUGAAUUUCACUUUUAUUUAUGAGAAAGAAAACGACGAUCAUAUGCUUUAAAAUGAUGUACAAAAGACUCCCACUAAAGUGUCAUUCAGUGUGAUGAUAGUUUAUUUACCAAAAAUCAUUUGACAUCAUGAAAAGACUCUAUAUUUAAUAGUCUGUUUCCCUCAAACCACUAGUUUUAAUCAUUUAAAUUGUAACAGAAUUUAGUACGAUCACUUCUAUAGUAUGCGGUUUAAUUUUUGUAUAAAUGUUACACUGAAUGGCGAUAGAACAUUAUUUCACGCUUAUUUUUGCAAAUGUUAAACUUAAAAUGAUAAUCUUCCAUUUAAUAUGCUUUAAUAUGCAUAUUUAAAAUAGGUUUUGCUCAUUUUAUUUGAUGUGUCCCAUGAAAUGGAGCAUCUCGCCUUUGUCCCAUAAUUAUAUUCAAUUAUAAUAUGUUUGAGCAACCCUUAAACAUUAUUUGGUUUUGUUCUAAAAGCUGAAAGUCACUUUUAUCAACAGGUAGCACUUAUAAAUGACCCUUUUUUUGUACUUGUUGUUCUGGUUUUGUAAGACAAGACCAUUUUAAUUAGUUAUGUUUAUUACUUUUUAUUGUUAAUGCACUAAAGAGCAAUAUUGCCUUUUCAGGUUAGUACAAGUCGACAGGUGUAGUUCAUUCCAAUAUUCUCCAUAUCAGACCUCACGUAUAGAUGAAAGUGCCCGUCUGAAUGUUCGGUUUUUACGGGAUGUUAAAGCCAAUCGCCUGGAGUGCUGCUCCAAUCACAGUUCACGUUGCAGUAUCCAACCAAUAGCAGAAUGAUCUACAAUAAUGCAGUAUAUAAGCGAACUCAUUCUUCUUUUUCUUCACCCUUCAGGUCGGUGGUGUGGUUUGUGAUGGUCGACCAUUGUAGUGUUGGUUUAAUGGUUUAUGUGGAAUGAGCGAGGCGAGAUUAAUGAUUGAAUGUAAAACUGUCACUAAGCUUUAUAGUAACUUUUAAAGAGGAAUAUAUUGACAAAUUAGAUGCUCUUAUUUUUCUACAUGGAGGUCGGAAGAGAGAAUUUAUGCUAUAGUUGAAGCUUAUUCAAUAGAGUAACCUCAGAUGAAGGAUUUAAACAAACUGUGACGCACUGGAGGACCAGUUCAACUUUCUCCCCAAAAUGCAGUUGGAUUCAGGAACAGGUUCUUUUAGGAGAAUAGGAGAUGCUACAGAUGCUCCUGCUUAUGUUUAUGGGAGGUAUUUGAAGGUAAUACGUUUUGUUUUGUCUUUCUUUUUGUUUUUUAAGAAAGUUCUUGCUUAAAAAGUAUAGGACAUCUAUACAAAUUUAAGAUGGGUCGAUAAAAUGACCUUCUGACGCAUUGUGUAUUCUCUUGCACAGACGUCAGAUGCUGGAUGUUGACACACGUGAUGAUGUUUUGGAGAACAAGGGGCUUUUCUGUUUUCUGCACUGAUUUUUAUUAUGUCAGCCUUUAAGGGACAGUUCAUCCAAAAAUAAAACUCACAACGCAUCCUCAA
Danio aesculapii is the source of this 7040-nucleotide messenger RNA. RefSeq names its product clock circadian regulator a (gene clocka). The record is from RefSeq and is a predicted model, not a curated record. Gene Ontology annotation, cellular component: cytoplasm; nucleus; CLOCK-BMAL transcription complex. The transcript has 24 exons. Bases 554 to 3232 code for a protein of 892 amino acids. Gene Ontology annotation, molecular function: E-box binding; protein dimerization activity; DNA-binding transcription factor activity, RNA polymerase II-specific. Lineage: Eukaryota; Metazoa; Chordata; Actinopteri; Cypriniformes; Danionidae. Gene Ontology annotation, biological process: regulation of transcription by RNA polymerase II; circadian regulation of gene expression.